Molecule: messenger RNA, 1991 nt
Organism: Python bivittatus (Burmese python)
Lineage: Eukaryota; Metazoa; Chordata; Lepidosauria; Squamata; Pythonidae
Source: RefSeq, a predicted model, not a curated record
AAGAUUUUUAUCAGCUGUGCAAUAUAGUGAGUGAAGCUGGACUCCAAGAAAGGCCCAGCUACGAAUAUGGGCCAAAUCAGGACAGCCAUCAAUAUGAGCUUUACACCCCAGAUUUGGAGCCCUAUUUGAAUCGCUUGGAUCGUGAGGAGGGAGCAGCUGACACCAACAGAGAACAAAACCAUGCAUUUGAGGAUAGCACAACACCACAAAGACAACAGCUCCUCCCAGUUCAGACACAGCCUCGCUACAUGCCUGAGCACAUUGAGCAGCACAGCAGCUUUGAAGGACUACAAGCAGAAGAAUGUGGAAUUCUUAAUGGUUGUGAAAAUGGACGGUGUGUACGUGUGCAGGAAGGCUAUACUUGUGACUGCUUUGAUGGCUUCCAGUUAGAUUUGGAGAUCAUGGCCUGUUUGGAUAUCAACGAAUGUGAAGCAGCAAAUGCCUCCAUGAUUCUUUGUCAAGGUAAUACCUGUGAAAACACCGAGGGCUCCUACCGCUGCACCUGCUCACCUGGCAGUGCAGCUCUCUUGGAGCCUCACUGCAUUCCAGAGACUGCACAAAAUCCAGAGGCAGCGUAAUUUCAAAAGAAGUGAUAAAACGGAGGCAACAUUUUCAGCCAUUUGCUUCAAGAACUGGAGAUCUGUGCAGCCAGAAAAUAGUUUCAGGGAUCUCAGCAGCUUUAAAAUAUUUUAUUUCCCAGAAAGCAGAGACUCAAUGUAUGCAUCUGUUGAAUUACAGUAUUUCAGCCAGUGUAAACACUCAGGGCCCAUUCCUCGUGUAUGUACAUUUGAAAAGCUGUCAUUCUAUUUUUAUCAGAGAUUUUUGGCCUUCUGUUACUAAUUUGCAUUGGGUGGACCAACAGUACACUUCCUCCUUUCUGCUCACCUCUUUUGUUUCUCAGUUCAUAUCAUAGGCUGAACAAACUUGUGUCCCCUGAAUUAUUCUCACAAGGCUUUAUCCCUUUAUUGUACCAAUUUCUCACUAAUUCCAUGUCAUCUUAUAUUUCUUUACCAUUCAUAGAAUACUGCUUCCGAAUUUUACUUAUAAUACUUACUCUAGUCUUUUCAGAAAUAGUCUGAGAAUCUAAUCAUAUCUGCCAUAGUUGGUCAGGGACAUAAAAAUAGAGUUCUUCCAGCUUUGUGUACUAAAUGGGCAUCUCAGCCUCAUAGCUACUAAUGCAUUAUGUCCUCUUUUUACUACAGCUGAAGGAAACUUCCAUUCCACAGAUAACAGACAUUUGGCUUCCCAUUGAAUCCAACCAAAAAUCUAUAUAACCUUCCCUUAAAGUUAUCCUUACCAGCAAAGCAAAAAACACAGUAUCCCAUUCCCAAGCCCAGAACACGUUGCCCAUUCUCAGAGUUACAGCAACUAUUUAUAGUCUGAUUGGGGCUUGGACUUUGGGGGGUCUCUGUUCACCACAAGCCAUGGUGGUGAACAUCCAACUGCACCUCUAUGACUGCUGGAAUGUUGCUUUGGGAAGCAGGAAAGAUUAUAGCUCUUUAGUUUUAAGAAGUACUCUCUGCAUUGCUUUCCACUGGGAAAAAUACAACACAAUGUUAAAUAAAUUGUUUUUUUUUAAAUUGUGCCUAAUGGUGUAUAGCCUGGGGCUGGUCAUAAAUAUUUCUACAUUCUCUUUCCAAGCUUAGAACUGGAAACUCUUGGGAAGAACCAGCUAGGAAUCAGAUCCUCCUGCUUCAGCAAGUAGAAAAGAGAUGGCUAGUUUGGAAAAAAAGUACUUUUACAGAUUGAGCAAAUGAAAGCAACCCAUAUAUGAUAGUAUGACUUUCAACCCCAGCAGUGUCCACCACACCAGUAUUAGGAAGCUAUACUUAGCUAACUGUGGCUGAUUGCAAAAACUAAUCAGGGCUGGUCUUGGUCAGCACUUGGAUGGAAAAUCACCAGAAUUUCCAGGGCUAUAGGCUUGACUGAAAAGUUGAAAGAAUGUCUCAGAAGGAGGAAAUACAAACCAUUUCUGUAUUGUUGCCAAGAAA